GUUGUUUACGUACGUAAAUGUUAUAUAUAAUAAUGAUGACAGCCUUUACAGUAAAAAUGCGUGUAAUUAUUUAGACUUUAUUGAAAUUGGUUUGCGAUUUGAGUAAAACGUGAUGGAUUUACGCACAGAGUUUCUUCAAAUAAUAGGUGUAAUUUUGGGAAUUUUCAUAAAACAAGCUGAUGGUCAAUGCGAUGCUGAAACGAGACCCCUGCAGAUCAAUGCUACAUAUUUCCCGCAAUACAUUUCCUCACCAAAUUACCCGGCCGACUACCCGCUGGACCAGGACUGUGCUUGGAUUAUCACGGCUCCGUCCUCGUAUGACAGGAUUACUAUAAAUCUAGAAGAGGUUGGGGCGGAAGGGAGUUCCCUCCCUUGUCAAUACGAUUACGUGGCUGUUUAUGAUGGGCCUGAUACUAGUGCCACAGAGGUUGCCAGAUUGUGUAAUCAAAACAAGGACACCGUCAAUGCUCUGGUCUCCACCACUGAUACCUUCUAUGUCAUCUUUAUCUCUGACUGGGCUUUCAAUUACGAAGGAUUUAAUAUGCUAGUCUUCACAAAUCACACAGAUUAUAAACCAGACUGUGAUGGAAUCACUAAUCUGACCGCUACAACCCAGACACAAGUCAUCAUGUCUUCAAAUUUACCUGAUCUCUACGACAGUAAUUUUACAUGCCAAAUUUUGAUAUACCCGGCUACAACCUACUUCGCUGUGAGAAUCGACGUGGUAUUCAUGGAUAUUGAAAACUCUGACAGCUGUGUGAAUGACGCCCUUAGUAUUGCGAGUGUUGGAGAGGAUGCCACUGUGGAAGCAGCAGCAGAAUGUAGUCUCGCUGUGAACUACGAGUUCACGAAUUUCCCGCUUGAAGUUUCAGGAACCUACAUUGAAAUCAACUUUACAACAGACUCCGAUAACAAUUACCUAGGAUUUAUGUUAUCAUAUACAGAGAUAUUCAAAGGUAUAAAUUUGACGAGUCCACAAAAUGAAGAUACGAUCGAAAUCACCGUUCCGGAAGACCUUGCAAUAGGGCAUGUUAACGAAUCAGUGUGCGUGAUUGUACUGACUUACACUGGGACACUAAAUCUUCAGAUAACUCCUUUGUAUGAGUCGACGACGGGCGAAAAUGUGUCUUUGGCAGACGUGCAGAUAUUUGCUUUGACAGAUUCUCCUCCAUACGUCUAUUUAGAUUUGAUUUCUAGUCUUGACUACGAGGUUAUCAAUAAAUUCAACUUACUAGUGACGAUGAUUGACAGUGACGUCACACAGGUGACAUAUUCCGUGACGUUCAACGUCACCAUAACAGAUGUUGAUGACCUAGCACCAGAAUUCAUAAACCUUCCUGGCAAUUACACGCUGAGUAGAGGGCAAAAAUCAGGUGAACUUAUUUACACAGUGAAUGCUACAGACGGUGACGCUACCGAUGAAAACAGUAGAAUAUUUUAUCAAAUAGAGUCCGGUGACACAGAUUCAAUGUUUGCAAUUAAUGACACUACAGGAGAAGUAGCACUCAAUCAAACUGCUAAGCUUAUACCACUGGCUACAUUGGAAUACGUUCUUAGUAUAGGGGCAUACAGUGGUUCAAUAUCAAGUGAAUCCUUGGUAACCACUGACGACUUUACUGUAUAUGUGUCACCAGACAGCCCACCAGAAUGUUCACAUACUUCAGUAUGGGGAGAAACCGUCGAUGUUAACCUGGCCGGACCGGGAACACAGGUCGUGUUACUAGACCCGUGGAGUUGCACAGACGAUAACGUAAACCUAACAUACACAGUGGAGUCAGUGAGUCCGAACUUGACUACAGUAUUGUUCGACAUUGAUGCCCUUGGUGUCGUCACACUGCUGAGAAAGUUUAAUAUAACAGAAGUCGUUAAUCGACAAUUUAUGCUGGAAAUAGGAGUGACAGAUUCCGUGGGACAAUUGGUUACCUUUAGCAUGUACAUGAAUGUCACUGCAUUGACCUGCCUUCCAAAUCCUAGAAACCUGUAUGUCCGCAUGGAUCAAGAGAUUGAUGGCGUGAUUUUAGAUGACUUUAAUUGCACAAAUAAAUACGGUUUGAGUUAUAUACUGCAACAAUACCCAGCGGGUACCUUUGCAGUCAACAGUGCAACAAAUGGAACUACAUUACUGAUUUUGAAAGCAUCUGUCGUGAAGAUAAAGUUUUACAGUUUGAGCAUUACAAUAACAGAUGGCGUAGACAUUGCUAUCCUGAAGUUCAAGGUCAUUGUGCAAACAAAGAGGUGCGGUAUCGCCAGUGGGUCGACUGCGUUAGACAAGGCACUAUCGUGGAUGAUUUUGUUAUCGUUACAAUCCUUGUAUCACCUCGUAUUUGUCAUAUAGGUAAAAAUGUCGAACAGUCAAACCGAAAUCACAUUUUAUAUAUUGCUUCAACAACUUUGGGUCGAAAUAACCUCUCAAAAUACAAGGUAAAAGCGAUUUGGCCUGUUAGCUAUUCAGAGCAGUGUGAUAUUUAUCGGUUAUUUACGAUACUUAUUGUUAGAUAAGAAGCAUGGCUCAUAUGAAUAGCUGACUGUGUCUUUUUUAAACAAACGUAUUAUUUUUACCUUUUGUUGUGUUUGUGUGUCAUAUUUUAUCAGAUUCUGAAACGUGCAUGAAUUUGAUGGCAUUUUAACGAGUCGUAACCCGACAUUUUUUUUAUUGUAUGAUCAUAUUUGAAAAUGAUAACAUUAACAUGAAAAUGUAAUGAAGAGAUUAGUAACUUUACAAUAUGUAAACUUAUAACAUGUUUGACGUCAUGGAAGUGAAAUAAAGCCACUUAAUAACUUUGAUGUUACACUAGUGUAAUAUUGUUUUGGCGCUGACAUCGUUUUAAGUCCAGGAGAGUUGGCCGAAUUGGACCGUAAAAGGUUAAGAAAGGAGGAUAUUUAAUUUUUCAGCAGGAGAAGCUUACAUUUGAUAAAAAAGUGUAUUACAUUAGUGCUUUUCCGCAUUUAAUUUAUAAACUCGUCGAAUAAAAUUGGUACAAUGCAGAGCCUCGCAUUUUAUCAUUUCAUUUUCGUUUGAUAAAUGCAAUAUUAAAAGACACCCAUGUAUCCUCUAUAUAUAUAUAGUUGAUUAUUUGAUGGUAGAAUUAUAAACAUAGUAGAUGAUAUAUAUAUAUAUAUAUGAAAAUGUAAUCUAGACUUUGACCAUUUUUUUUUCCCAAAUGGAAUGAGAAGGUAUAUCUCUUGUUUCCAUCACUUCUACAUGUAUUUCGUCGGUAUCAGAUAAUUAAAAGUUGAAAAUCUGUUUUACUUUCUACAAAUUUUGUUCCUUCACAAAUAGUUUGCAAGCUGAAGUUAAGUUGCCUCUUAUGCGGAAGUCGACCCUGACAGAGAUUGGCCGAUAUAUUGUUCGGCAAAUAAGUUAUUACGAACGUGGUAAGCACGUUAUCAAUCUAGUGGUCAUAAAGCCUUCUAAUAGCAGACGACAUAAUUUUUUCUAUUUCAUCCGAUUGACAACGUAAUGAUACCAGAUUUUGUUUUGACAUUUGAAGGCCC
Molecule: messenger RNA, 3495 nt
Organism: Mercenaria mercenaria
Lineage: Eukaryota; Metazoa; Mollusca; Bivalvia; Venerida; Veneridae
Product: cadherin-related tumor suppressor-like
Exons: 18
Coding region: 113-2335 (740 amino acids)
Biological process (GO): homophilic cell-cell adhesion
Cellular component (GO): membrane
Molecular function (GO): calcium ion binding
Source: RefSeq, a predicted model, not a curated record